Molecule: messenger RNA, 8268 nt
Organism: Micropterus dolomieu (smallmouth bass)
Lineage: Eukaryota; Metazoa; Chordata; Actinopteri; Centrarchiformes; Centrarchidae
Product: cilia- and flagella-associated protein 54-like
Exons: 57
Coding region: 106-7848 (2580 amino acids)
Biological process (GO): cilium assembly
Molecular function (GO): protein binding
Source: RefSeq, a predicted model, not a curated record
GUUACCACGGUGAUGUGCCUUACCCAGACGCUUUGAGCAGUUUGUUGUUGGAGCUACUUAAUGUUAGCUAACAGACCUUAGUUUAUUAAAAUUGUGGCCAGAGGAAUGGACUUACCGGCUUCAUAUUACGGCAGACUUGAUAAAAGAAACCCAGUUAUUUCAGCCUUUGAACGGGACGUUAACUCGUUUAUAACACUGAUGAGACGAUUCGCUUCUCAGUCGAGCCAAGACAACAACGUGUCUUAUGCUAAAGGGAUUAAAAUCCUCGUGGAGAUAUGGAAGAAGUACAAACAUCGACUGCCUUCGAGGUUGUACCAGGAGCGCAUGCUGCAGAUUGCAGAUUUUCUAUUUGGGAUAAAGUUGUACCAACUGGCUCUUUGGCAUGGCUACAGUCUCCACCUCCUGCAGUUCAAUUCAGUGAAAAUAACUGACAUCACAGAUGUGGACCACUUCAUGGCUUGCUUCUUCCCUGAAGGUUUUGAUACAGACCAAGAUAUCUUUACCAUGAAGAUCCGUGCAAUGCAGGGCUGUGCCUUGUGUAUAUUUGAGCAGGUGAAAAGGCACAGUGUCCUCAGCCAGAAGGGACUCUCUAAACUGCUGCAUGUUUUGAACUUCAUCAGGAUCAUGAUGCAGGCUUUUCAGCAACAUGAGCACCUCUGCUGGCAGAUAUAUAAUGGUUCGUUACACAUCUACACCAUCUGCCGUUACCUGAUGACCAUGAAUUGUAGUGCGCAGGCUCUGGAGUACCUUCUAUGGGCAAGCAUUAGUUUAGAGAUCUCCAUCCCUCUGAUGACUGCUAACUAUCUGCCAUGGAUCGUCACACUCUACUGUGCCGUCUGCCACUGUUACUAUGACAACCAGGCUGCGGUGCAGGCGGAGGAAUUUGCCAGGAGAGCCCUUGGAAAAAUCAAUGAACUGGCAAAGAUGGAGGAGCAGAAUGAAGUUCCUACCACCAGAGAGACUCAGAGAGCUUUCAAAGAAGCCUCUAUCAAGCUGGCUGCCAUGAUGUUCAAGCGUGUAGUGUUUGAGGCCAGAAGGAGGCCCAAAAACAUGCUCAGAAUCAAAAGCAGAAGCACCCUGAAGGACAUACCCAAUGCACCAUGGCCUCGUACUACAACAGAGCGCAUGCUAAUGGGCCUGUUUGACAGCAGCGCAGCACAAUUCUUGGGAAUCUUGGAAGCACUAUGGGACAGCACCAGACGGCCACUGAAGACAAGGAUGCCAGAUGACCGAGAGCUGCAGGAGGUGAUACUUGAACUCCUGUCUGCUGGCAUCAGUAUAUUAUCAGGACUCGCAACUACUAGUGAGCCUCUGAGUGCACUGACACCAACAUCCACUCUAAUGGAUGUAGCCAUUACAGGAGAAAACAAAGUACCCAUCAUGUCUGCGAUGAGGUUCAUUAAGCUGUUGUUUCAGUACAAGCAGCCAGAUGCAUUUACUGAACUUGCCAGAGAGAUGCUGCGGGUUUUGUCUGGUGUGGAAGGUCAGUCAUUCAGGAGGGCAGAGCUGGAGCUUGCUUUACUUGACAGUUUCAAUAGUCUGCUGUCUUCCCAGAGGAGCCGUCCUAGAGAGAACAUGAUUGAUGAAAGACACAAAUCUUCAUUCUCAAUGAGUGAUGAGUUCAUCAACCUUGUGGACACCCUGCACAAGUCUGUUUGCAGCUCUACUCCUGAGUUGCAGCCAGAUGUGGACCUGGUUUUGGAUGUUUUGUUAUUUCUGUGGUGUAAAGUGAAGGUGGUGAUGCAGAGGGAUCAGCUGCAAAACCUAGAGUUUACACAGUACCUCAAGAAGCUAGAUAAUUAUGACAUGUGGCUGUGGUGUCUGUCUAUGCUGUGUGAAGUGGCCUUUGCCUGUGAUCUGGCAGCUGUUGACUGCAUACUGAUGGCAGAGAUGAUCCACACAGUAGCCAUACUGCUAGAGAGUGCAGCUGAACGCAGUAAUCAAACACAUUGUCCAGCUGCUGGUGAAGCAGGCAGUGAUGGUGUGAAGCCAAGUGCUUUAUCUCUUCUUGGGAGUUCAAGUACAGAGCUGCUUCAGAAGGUGUGUGAGGUGGUGGAGAGGGGUCUUGAAGCUCUGUCAAAGGGUGCAGCCCUGCUGCUGCCCAAAGAUUGCUCAGCAAUCACUGACUCUGCCUUCAUGCAGAAAUUUAGUCUCCUCCCUCCAUCGACUCCCUCCCUAUCUUCUCCGACAUCAUCAGAAGUGGGAAAUGAAGAAGAUGAAAUAAGUAUGACAGAAAAAGAAGAAUUGGAAUCUAAGACAGAAUCAGAUAUUAAAGGUUCCACACGUGUGUACCUUCUUGCCACCGACCUUCAUCUCGAGCUAGACAUCAUCCACCACAGGGCAUCCCUCAAGUUACUGCAGUUAAAUGCAGUCACAGAGUCGAAACUGUUGGAUCGGAUCAAAAAGAACAAGGUGUCCAAGGCCCUUUUCCUGAUCCAGAAAGCCUUGCUGGUGUACAACAGCAUGGAGCCAAAUAACAGCAACAAAAUCAAGAGUCUGCUAGAGGAGGCCUCCACCCUGAUAGAGAAAGCAGGCGUGGAAGAGAGAAAACUGUAUAUCUCCACUAUCCCAAAGACUCUUGUCCAAAAUCAAGAGAAAGGGAUUAAGGAGGAAGAAGAAAACCCUCCACCUCCUCCAAUUCUACUCUCACGCACUGACCACUCAUUUACCUUUGCCCCGGCACCUUAUACCUUGGAGGGACAAGUGUGCUGGUACCAGCUCUGUGGCCGUGCAGCUGAGGGCAUUAACCGAAAAGUCCGCCUUGGAGACUGCAGCCUGCCAGGAACUGGAAAUAUGGUACCAGCAGUCUCUGGUGAGUGCAUGCUGAGGGUGGAGGGGCUGGUGCCCAACCAGAAAUAUGUGUUUGCUGUUGCAGCCUACAAUAGCCAGGGCAAGCUACUGGGCAACACCAUAGGGGUGACAACAUUCCCACUGCUAGCAUCAAUGCCAGUACCACUGCUCUCGACGUGGGUUCACUUGGCUCAGGUGACAUAUCAAACAGAGCAGUAUGCCAUAGCAAAGAGAGCCUGCAGGGAACUGUGGAGCCACUAUACGUAUCCCGACACUGGGUCCCACAUCACACAGGAUAGACUCGCUACCACAGGGCUGCGUGUCCAGACCCUGCAACACUCAUCUCCUCACCUCUGUCAGUUGUUCCUCACUUCUAUAUUUGUUGAGACAGAGAUAAACAUUCUUCAAGGAUCGCUCUACUGUGACUCUUUUAGUGACAGUGGACCUUUUAUCUGGGAACAGGAAGCCAGACUAGCGGAGUGUGAGCGAAUGCUGGUGGCCAUGGACCUGGCGCUGUGGUUGAAUGAUGAUAGUGCUGCUGUGCAAGCUGUUGUAAGCUGUUAUAGUCUCUUGGCCCCUGUAAUCUUCCAUCAGAUCACUUGCACCCCUGUGGUACAGGUGCUAAAGAAAUGCUUGAUAGUUCUGGAGGAGAAUUCAGGUCUUCUCAAACAAAAAUGGACUGGAAACACUUCAGGGUCAUUUAUGCACAUGAUUGCCUGCAUCACCUACUAUCUGUCGAAGGCAUUACGUGUGCUCAAGGAGCAUCAGAUGGCAUCUGUGGUGAUGGACUGUGGUCGCAGGCUGCUCCAAGAAGUCUAUGAUGCCCAGCUGCAGAUCAGCAGACUUGCCAAUGAAACUUCUAAGACAGAUCAUGCUGCAAUCAAGGGUGAAAUGAAGGCAAGUUUUCAGUUGAAGGCACUGCACUGGAAGGACAAGAAAAUUAUCACACCUGAAGCAGCUCUCACAGCAGACAAUGUAGAGAUUUCACGCCCGCUGACUGGCUGUGAAGAUCCCACCAUAUUAUAUGAGCUGAUCUCCAAAAGCACAUUAAAGGAUGCCUAUCGUGAUGUGAUGAAGCACAGACGCAAGGCAUAUUUUAUUGAGUUUGCAGCACUACUUCUCCAGAGAACCAUGGAAGAAGGCCACCCAGACCUUGUGUUAAAGUGGGGGCAAUGCACAUUUGAAUUUCUUUCCAGACGUGACGAGGUGAUGGGACUGUCCACAAAAUGUCUUGAGGGAAACAGUCAGAGUAAAAGAAGAAGUAUUGGUCAGGCUCCAAAAGGAAAUGAACCACUCCAGAACAAGAAUGCAGCUUCUCACGAUGAUACAAGAAAGAAACUAAAGCAGAAAAAGCCACACAGCAUGCUUCAGAGAGUGAGAACUAACAGGGAUAUGCAGGUUGUGGAGAACCUGCUAACCUUAAUGUCAUCUAUGGUGCAACGCCACAAGAAGCAGUCUCAGCUGAGGAAAAUGUGCUGUGAGGAGAGGGUGUGGAAGUCUCACCUUAACUACAGCUUGGCUCAAGCCCAUUUAGCACUCCUUUACCAGGACCUAGACCAGCUGCAUGGAGGAACCCUGCAGCACAGGUACAGCCAAUUAGAUCCCUUGUGUUUCUCUCUGGCCUACUCUGGUGUCCUAUUGCGGAGGAACUCACAGCAACAGCAGUCUUCUGAAUAUAAGAUUCUCUCAAAGAGAGACUUCCCUCACUCCCGUCUUAGGGAUUACGUGGCUGCACACAAAGACAGGAGCGAAAAGGAGGCAGUCAGAGUUGAUGACUCUGUCACAGAGGAGAGUUGUGAGGAGGGAGAGGACUCCUCUCAAACUGUGGAACCAGAAAUAAAGAUGCAUAGACGUACUGAUGUCUUGCUGCUUGACUCACUUAAUAAAGCUGCUUUACAUCUCCAAAGGGCCAUGGUGUUGGCCCAUCGUGGAAGCCACUGGACCACUCUGCUAUGUGUGUGUCAGACUGUGUGGGAGCAAAGCUGCAGAAUCUCUAUCCUAGUACAGAGAGCUGCUCAGCUUGAACCUCCCUCUCCCAUCACAGCAGACCAGCUGCACACCACCUUCACCCCGCUACUGGUGCUGGCUGCCGACCUAAUCAUGGACAUGCUGAACAGACUAGGACUGUGGAGUUUGUAUGACAGCGACUUGACUGAGGAGGAGCUUGAAUCCAGUCUCCACUUCUCAGCCCCACUAGAUGACAGCACUCAGGUGGACCUGCGUUUCGUCCGCACCUUGGUGUUGCACACUCUGGAGCGUCUCCAUGACAGUGGCAAAUGGGAAAGCCUAGCUCACUUUGCCUUAGUUUUCAACUCAUACACACGGGAACGUUAUGCCUUGAUCGUAACUCCUCUACUAGUCCAUGCUCAGAGGAGGCUGCUUGAAAGGGUUAGUUAUUUUGGAGGACCUGCAGUUCCACAACCACACCAUGUCAAGACACAGAAGGCCACUGGCAAGCAGGUAACUUACAGGAGCUAUGCAGGCUUCCAGCUGCUCAGUGGGUGGACGCCUUACCCUGCACAGCAACCACACAUUCGUAGAAAAACAGCACUCACAAACUCCACUCCUGGAGACGUAGUUGAUCUUAAAGGUGCGGAAAUACAGCAAUCCAUGUCCCUUGUGUGCGUUCCUCUGGAUGUAGAAGACACACUGAGCUGUUACCGUCAAGCUCUUGAGAGAAGACCAUAUUCUCUUCAGGUCUUCCAGCAUAGUCGCUCAUUGCUGCAGCUGCUUCUGGCAUACACGCAGCCCUGCUUUGCAGCACAGUUGCAACCCUGUCAGAGCAGAAAUCUCAGCCACUGCGCAAGCCGGGUUGAUUUCAGUCCCAUCGUUAUGCCCAAUCCAAACAUCCAACCUUGCGACCUGACAGAGGAGGACUACAGUAAUCCAAAUGCUCUUUACAGCCUCCCUGUCAGUCCUGACCACAUGCCAACUGUCACAGCUGCGUACUCCACCUCCAUUAAGUAUCUUCAGGCCAACGGUCAUGACUCCCUCAGAGUUCUGGCACUGCAUGAAAUGGGAAACCUACAGUUCUACAAUGAAAACACACGGGCAGCACACUCGUACUGGAGUACAGCUGUAGAUUGUGCCUUACAGAGCUCAGGCACUUUAGACAAAUGGGAUGGCGUGUCCUUUGGGGGUGGCUCCCUGCAACAAACUCUGAAACAGGCUGGCAUUUGGGGAUGUCUACAGGCUGCAGAGCUCACUGCUAAGAUUGCACAAUAUAUCUUAACUUCUGAUAUCACCCAGCGGACCAAUUGCUGUCUCCUGUCUGCUCAUCUCUUUAAGUGUGUGCUGUGUUGCUCCCCGGGUCAGCCCCAGGCCGACCUCCAGUACGCCUUUCACAGCAUCGGAGAUGAACUGCUCCCUGGAGUCGACCUUUUCUCUGAACCCCACAGGGUUCACCUUGGCACCAUUGUAACCUGCCUUAACUUUAUCUGCCACUGGCUUUUCACCACAGGCUACCACAUCACGCUACUGCCCAUACUAGCCCUUUACCUACAUAUUGUGGGAACCAGGUGCAGAGAUUUGCAACGCGCUGUUGAGGGCAAAAUACUUAAGGUACGUGCCCUUACUGAACUGUGUCUGUUCACUGAAGCUGUAAAGGAAUCUGUUCAGCUCACACAGGGAAAAGGGGUCCUUCUGCCUUAUGGACACUUCAUCGCCAAAGACAGUCUUCAACCUGUGAAGACAUUCUACAGCAACAAGUCUCUCCUGGACAAUGCAGAGGCUUUGGAAGAACUUGUGAACUGUGACUUUGCUCCAGAGGUCUGCACGCUGUAUGGAUCAACAUUGUGCCUCCGAAUCAACCUUGCUCGUGUUCAACUAGUCCUUGCACUCAGUAACACUGUACAUAGCCCUCCUGUGCCAGAUUUUGUUGAAGGAGAAGCUUGUGUCAGCAUAACAAGUUGUUCAGUGAAAUCAAAACACCAUGAACAGGACGCACUAGGCACUGAGGGCUCCAAUGUAAAGAAGGAAGAACCAAAAGUGCUGACUCUUAAUACAGAGAAUCUUACUUCAGAAAGAAUUAAGUUCCUUUUGUUAGAAGUAGCCUCCUCCUUGUUGCACUUGCAGCGGUUCACGUCUCUGUCCUGUAGCGAAAUGGAGAACCUGGAACUGGCAAUUGAGAUCAAUCUUCUAAAGGCCAACCUAUACCUGCAGCAAGGAUAUGCCGCACUUAGUUCUGAGAUGGCAGUUUCAUCUUUGAUGCUGCUGCAGACGUCUCCUGUAAUCAUGAGAGGAUCCAUACGUGACUCUCAGAAACCUGUGUCUGAGCCACAUCCCAAGACUGGAAGUGAACAGGGUACUAAAGGUUGCAGUGUGUCAAACCCCCUGCAUGGAGACUGUCCCAGAGCGGUUGAGGCCAGUGAGAGAAUUGAAGUUUCUCUGUGGCUGCAUUGCCGCCUGGCUCUGGUCCGCAGCCUGGCUGCACACGUCCCUGCCGCUGCUGCCCUUUUCCCAGGUAAGAACAUUAAUGAGGAGUUAGCUCGGAUGUUACAGGAGGGUCUUGAUGAAUGUGCGCUAUGGGGAGACGUCGAUAUUCAAGCCCUUUUAAUGGUCGAAUGUGCGAAAUUGGAAGCACAACGAGGCAAGACUGAUGACAGCAUGGCAAUGAUUCAGGAAGCUGUGAGCCUGCUGUCACAGCGAACAUGCAUGCCUCCAAGGUCCAGUGUGACUCUGGCUCAGGCCACUUUGUUGCUCAGUGACCUGAGAGGAGUGCAGAGCACCACACUUUUGAAAUUGACACAGAAAUUACUGAAACAACAGCUGUGUGUUUAUGGUGAGAGUGUAGUGUUUGAUGAUGGAAAACUAUGUUUCUCUCCUCCUGGACCCAGCAACAUCUACCUCCCGUACCUCAGUGUACUGGAUCAGAUCACUUUGCGAAUUGCAGGUCACAUCCUGGAUCCCAGCACCAUGGAAAUGCCAGCCUCUGCCCAACCAUCACAAUCUGCUUCCAGGCAGCAUUCCAGCCAGAGUGAGAGAGACUCUCAAGCACCAGUUCCAUCUCUGAGCAACCCAAGAACCUCCAGUCCUACAAGCACCCCCUUAGCCAGAUAACCAGCAUUUAAUGAUACCCAUUAUGUGUACUCCUGGUCCUGCACCUGUUGAGAGACAUAGGGUUCCUGGUGCUCUUUUUUUGUAAAAGAGAGCCAUAGAAUUUUGGUCAACCUGGUGUAAUGACACAUUAUGUAAUAAACUUAGUAAUUAAGAACUGAAGUACUGUAUUUGUUAAUAAGCUAAUGCAAUUGCUGUUCAUAAUAAAUGCAAUUACAUACAAACAAUAACUGGACCUAGAAACUCUGGUUACAGUUUGAUAAGCUGAACAAUGUUAAUUUAAAGAAUGCAUAUCUUAUGUUAUGGAUAUUUUCAGUUACUGUAUUAUCUAGAAUUGAAAAUGAUAAUGUGAAUAUAUGUAUGCUGUUUUUCUCCUCUUAAUAUUCUGUAUUCUCCAAUUUCACGGUAUAUUUACCUGCAAGU